Erythranthe guttata (spotted monkey flower) is the source of this 1269-nucleotide messenger RNA. RefSeq lists its product as uncharacterized. The record is from RefSeq and is a predicted model, not a curated record. Gene Ontology annotation, molecular function: RNA binding. Lineage: Eukaryota; Viridiplantae; Streptophyta; Magnoliopsida; Lamiales; Phrymaceae.
GAGAGAUGAAAAACAAGAGCAGAUGGCUGGACCGGUUAAAAUGAACUAGGGCACAGUUUCGGAACGAUAGUAUAAAUUUCGAGAAAUACGCAACUAAAGCGGUCAGUGCCUAACGAACAAACGAAGCCGGAGAAGAAGAGCGCAUAUAAUCUUAUCCUUCCGUACACAUACGUUCACUUCGGUAUUUCUAUAGCAUGGAUCGGUACCAGAAGGUAGAGAAGCCAAAGGCGGAUACGCCAAUUGAUGAGAAUGAAAUUCGGAUUACAAGCCAAGGCAGGAUGAGAAGCUACAUCACCUACGCCAUGACUCUGCUUCAGGAGAAGGGUUCAGAUGAAAUAGUAUUCAAGGCAAUGGGCAGAGCCAUCAACAAAACUGUAACAAUUGUGGAGUUGAUCAAGAGGAGAAUUGCUGAUCUUCACCAAAUUACGGCAAUUCAAUCGACUGAUAUAACUGACACAUGGGAACCUCUGGAGGAAGGCCUCCAAAUUCUGGAAACAACAAGGAAAGUAUCGAUGGUCACGAUAACUCUCUCGAAAAAGGAGUUGGAUACGAAAAAUAUUGGGUACCAACCCCCCAUACCAGCUGACCAAGUGAAGGUGCCUACAGAGCUCGACUAUGAUGGGGGUGAGGGUUCACCUCGCAACCGAGGAAGAGGCCGUGGUGGUAGAGGGAGGGGGAGGCCUAGAGGCCCACCCGGAAAUGGAUUUGCAAAUGGUGAGUUUGAAGAUGGAGGCUAUGAGGGAAACCGUGGGUAUUCGAGGGGUAGGGGUAGAGGCCGCAGCUUCCGUGGCCGUGGAAGAGGCGAAUACUAUCCUCAGUUCGAUACACAGAAUGAUGAUGGAGGCUACAAUCAAGAAGCACCUCGUGGCCGUGGUCGUGGGAGGGGGCCACGCGGCAGGGGUCGUGGAUUCAGGUCUAAUGAACCGGUGAAUGCUACUACUGCUGGAGAUGCUGCUUAGUUGCUGAAUGAGUUGAUGGCGGAUGUCUGCUCUUCUUCGUUUUUUCUUUCUUCGUUCUAUGUAUUUCCUCCAUAGAUGUUGCUAGAGUUAACAGUAGGAAACAUGUUAAUGUUAUCAUUUGUAAUCAUCAUAGACUAACAUGGACCGCGUACUGGUGCGUGGUAAGCCUUUUUGUUUUCUUUUGCUUCGAUAUAGUUUGGUUCGUUGCGUUAAUCAAGCGUUGCACUUGAUUGGAGAGCAGCACAUUCUUUAAUUUGUAUGUCGGGAUGAUCGUCGUGUUUGAUAAUCGAUAUUCAUAUUGUUAGUAUAA